Molecule: messenger RNA, 1842 nt
Organism: Lucilia sericata (common green bottle fly)
Lineage: Eukaryota; Metazoa; Arthropoda; Insecta; Diptera; Calliphoridae
Product: integrator complex subunit 6 homolog
Exons: 3
Coding region: 541-1827 (428 amino acids)
Source: RefSeq, a predicted model, not a curated record
UCCUUAAAAUUGUUUGUUAAAAAGUUACCACCAUUAUCCAAUAAACAAGCACUUCAAAUAAGUUUAAUGAAGAUCAAUUAUUAAAUAAUAUAAUAUUAGUGUAAAAAAGCUUUAAUUUAAAACAAAAAAUAAAAUAAUAUAAAAUACAUAAAAAACAUAAAUAUUUAAAAAAAUAAUUUUAAUAAAAUACAACUAGAAGAUCAAUCAAAAUUCGUUAAGAAAACCUUUGUUUUUAAAAUUUGCAGAAAAAAAUACAAAUAAAAUUAACCAAGAAAAAGAAAAAAAAAAAAAAUUAAAACAAAUUAUGUUAAUAAAUAUUGUGCCUUAACAAAAAAAAUAAAAACCUAAAAUAAGCUUUUGCGUGAGUGUUUUUUGAUCAUAACAAUUUGUCGUCAUAUCAAACAACGUCGUCGUCACCAAAACGUCCAUAAAUACAACAACAACGUCUUCUCAUUUGUUCCUAUAAUACAAACACACACAUAAUCAAAAAACACAACCACAACGACGACGACAAACGAGAGGAUACGGUUGCGCCAAACAAUGUGCACAAAAAAAUGUUUUCGCAUGCCAACGUUAGUCAUAUUCGGUGUCAUUCUCACAAUCGUCUUAGUCUUCAUUACCGGCAUCACAUUAACAAACAGUAUUAAUAUUUCAAAUAUUGUUAAGCUGCGCGAAAAAGUUGCCAGUGAUUCAGCGGCGGCCAAUAGUGUCAAUGCAGCACAAACGAGAGCAGCUUUGGUGGAGCAACAGUAUUCGACAUUGCAACAGCAUCAUUUGUCACGAAGUGAUUUAAAUUAUAUAACAGCUAAUCAUCCAAAAAAUUUACAACGUUUCCUGCAAACGUCUCAAACUCAACAACAACAACCACAACAGCCAUCAGCACAGCCGCCGCCCCUGCAACAUUUGCCACCACCAGCUUCUCAACCAGCAGUUGGUGCGGCGGCAAACAGCAACAACAAUAAUAACAAUAAUAAAAUAAUAAUUGAAAUUGGCAUACGUAAUUUUACUGCAGCAGCUGCUGCCGCCGCUGUGGCAGCACAUCGAGAACAGCAACAACAAUUGCUACAAACAAAUAAUCGUUCCUUGUCUUCAGCAUCAGCAUCAUCGUCAUCGUCAGCCUUGUCUUCCUUUGAUAGUAAUCAAACAUUAGUGGAAAGAAAUGUGGUUAGUGCGGCUGGUGCAGCCACAAUUGUUGAACAGUUAGUGGCGCCUUUUGAUGGCGCCAUUAUUGAUGGUAAUAUAGAAUCCAUAUCAGUGCCAGCCACUUCGGAAAUUCGACAACAAUUAAAUGAAACUUUGAAAUAUUUAGCCGAAAAUGACAAAACGGUGACAUCUCUUGAAAGUAAAAAUUCCUUAAUGUUAAAUCGAUUACCUCCGCUGAACAGUAGUAUCACAACUACGACCACUUUGAAACCAUUAAAUUCCAGCUCAAAUGCAACAGUAACUUCAACUCCAUUGCCAACAUCAUCAAAUUUAACAUUAAAUGCUACGGCAACUUCAUCAUCAUUAGUGGCAACUACUAAAAGCUUUUUAAAUAAUUCUUUAAAUUCUUCAACAACAUCAUCAAAUGCUGCCGUAUCCACUUUGUCAUCGACAACAACAGCAGUUCCAGCAUUACCUGCUGCUUCUGCUUCAACAGCGACAAGUACCCUAACAGUAACUACAACAAUAACUCCUGCAUUAACGGCUGCUUUAACUACAGCAGCAAAUCAAUUAAGCAUUGAAGAUCAUAAUCCCGGCAUGAUUGAUUUCGAAAAACGUAAUUAUGUUAAAGAGGUAUGUUUCAUAUUUUAUUUACACUUGAACAACAAUACAAAUAACAGAUAAGUAUUAACGUUUUUG